This is a messenger RNA of Dreissena polymorpha, 1402 nucleotides long. RefSeq names its product 26S proteasome non-ATPase regulatory subunit 7-like. Gene Ontology annotation, cellular component: proteasome complex; proteasome regulatory particle. Gene Ontology annotation, biological process: proteasome-mediated ubiquitin-dependent protein catabolic process. Gene Ontology annotation, molecular function: protein binding; metallopeptidase activity. The transcript is spliced from 6 exons. NCBI's taxonomy places the organism in Eukaryota, Metazoa, Mollusca, Bivalvia, Myida, Dreissenidae. The record is from RefSeq and is a predicted model, not a curated record. Bases 106 to 1095 code for a protein of 329 amino acids.
UUUACAACACAAACAUCUACGGACCCGGCGGAAGUUACUGACGCCAUUCGGAUAAAAAUUGAAAAGUCAUCGUGCCGGUAGAAUAAACAAUAAUAGCAAGAAACAAUGCCUCCAACAGACCCGUCAAAAAUAUCUAAAGUUGUUGUUCACCCACUGGUAUUGCUUAGUGUCGUUGAUCAUUUUAAUCGUAUGGGAAAAGUUGGCAACGUAAAAAGAACUGUCGGUGUUUUGUUGGGUGCGAAUCGUCAAGGGGUUUUAGAUGUGUCCAACAGUUACGCAGUUCCAUUCGAUGAAGAUGCACAUGACAAAUCUGUCUGGUUUCUGGACCAUGACUAUUUGGAGCACAUGUAUGGCAUGUUCAAAAAAGUCAAUGCGCGUGAGAAGAUUGUUGGCUGGUAUCACACUGGACCUAAACUCUGCCAGAAUGAUGUGACAGUCAAUGAGCUGAUGCGACGAUACUGCCCUAACUCUGUACUGGUAGUGAUUGAUGCCAAGCCCAAGGACCUCGGUCUGCCCACUGAGGCCUACAUCAUGGUGGAGGAGGUGCAUGAUGAUGGUACCCCAACCACCAAGACGUUUGACCAUGUGCCCAGUGAGAUAGGGGCCGAGGAGGCAGAGGAGGUGGGCGUGGAGCAUCUGCUCAGGGAUAUCAAGGACACUACAGUAGGCUCCCUCUCCCAGCGAAUCACCAGUCAACUGAUGGGGCUGAAGGGGCUGCAUGCCCAGGCCGAGGACAUCAACAGCUACCUGCAGAAAGUGGUCUCUGGACAGUUACCCAUCAACCACCAGAUUGUCUACCAGUUGCAAGACGUCUUUAAUCUACUUCCAGACGUGAACUUGUUGGAAUUUGUCAAAGCCAUGUAUGUGAAAACGAACGAUCAAAUGCUGGUGGUGUAUCUGGCAUCGCUGAUUCGGUCAGUGAUUGCACUUCACAAUCUCAUUAGUAAUAAGAUUCAGAAUCGAGAUGUGGAGAAAAAUGAAGGAAAGGACCCUAGUAAAGAAAAAGACAAGAAAGAGAAAGAAAAGGAGAAAAAAGAUGGCAAAGAUUCAGGGAAAGAAAAGGCAAAGGAAAAGACUGACACAAAGAAGAAAUAGUGCUCUGGUACUUAAGUUACAUUCUCAUGGAUGUGUUGCUAUUUACACGUGGUUCAUAUUGUUGGCAAUCUUCUGAUCGUAUCAAUGAAAGAAAAAUAUAUUUUAUAUGAUACUGCUUUGACAGUAUGGUCUGUUAAAGAGCUCUGGCAUGGAAUUAAUUUAUGAAUAAUUUCUUUUUAUAACAGUGAUAUUUAAGAACAUAAAAAAUAGACUUUGCAACUUACUUUUUCAAUACAUUAAUUAUGCAUUUCUUAGUGCUUAGUACAAUGUAUUAUAUAUUGCAUAAAAGUUAAAUGUUCUUUUGUAA